Synchiropus splendidus (mandarinfish) is the source of this 2096-nucleotide messenger RNA. Its product is annotated as transmembrane protein 164. NCBI's taxonomy places the organism in Eukaryota, Metazoa, Chordata, Actinopteri, Syngnathiformes, Callionymidae. Bases 270 to 1211 code for a protein of 313 amino acids. The record is from RefSeq and is a predicted model, not a curated record. The transcript is spliced from 6 exons.
CAAACUAGCUAACUAUCCGGUGUGCGAGGCUAGCGCCGCCGACCGAGCCAGCCUCCCGCCUGCUGUAACCAGCGACACGUCAGUACCUCCUUUUCGAUGAUGCCGGCGAGAGAAUGCACGUUUGCAGAGCAGCCAUCAGCAGCAGCAGCCACAGUUAACGCUGUGGGCUAAGUUCCUCAUCCGCCUGCGGAGGAGGUGGCUUGAGCGGCUAGCGUGAAACAGAAGAUACAUGUCUACCUCUCUGCUGCAGAAGGGAAAGCUCGCAGUUCAUGUUUCGCCAAGAAGUCAGUGUGACGUCUUUAAUUGCACCUUGUACGUAUCUGUUCCAGUACGAGAAGAGGAAUAUGUCCAGAUAUAACAUUUAUAGCCUGUUAGACUGGGUGUACGGUGGGGUGGACCCGAAGUUUGAGGGCAACGGGGGCCCCGAGUGUGCCGCCUUCCUCUCCCCUCGGCAGCGCAUCGCAGAGUCGUUUGUCAUCCUCAUCGUGUCGGUGCUGGAGAUUGUGUUGGCGCUCAAGAAUAUACACAUCUCGAAAGAACUCAAGGGCGUGGGAAAGGACUUCACCAAACUGAAGGAGGACAGUCUGGGCAAAAACUUGUUGCUCGUUGCCCUUUGUAUGACAUUUGGAGUGGAGGUGGGCUUCAAGUUCGCUACAAAGACUGUGAUAUACCUGUUGAACCCCUGCCAUGUCAUCACCAUGGUCCAGAUCUUCCUGCUGGCCUGCCCUCCAUGCAAAAUGGCUAUGGUUGUGUUCAGGCUGCAGGUCCACAUGUUAAAUGGUGCCCUGCUGGCGCUGAUGUUCCCUGUUGUCAACACCAGACUGCUGCCAUUUGAGAGAGAGGUCUACUACAUCCAGCACUCCAUGCUCUACUUGGUGCCUCUUUACCUUUUCAGGAAGGGAGGCGUGUACAAGCCAGAACCUCUGGGGGACAUGUGGUGGGCCCUGCUCUCCAACGGCAUCCUGUUUGUCUACCAUUUCCUCUUCCUGCAAAUUCUGGGGCUGGCCACCGAGGUCAACCUCAACAACAUGCUGUGUCCGGCCGUUUCCGACCCCUUCUACGGACCGUGGUACAGAGUGUGGGCGACAGGCCACCAGACCCUGCUGACACUCAUCCACGGGAAGAUCCUCACUCUUCUGUCGCAGCACACGGGCGCAGUUUUGGGAUUCACUCUGGACACGCUCCGACUGCGCAGCAAGAAAGUGGUCUGACUGUCCACAGCCAUGCACUCAGAACCGGCCUUCCACUCCACUCCUUUUUUUAUUUUAAACCAGCCUUUUAUUGCCACUUUUAAGACAUUUACACGUAGAGCAGAGCAAUGGGGCUCCCACCUGUCUGUAUUUUAAUGUUGUAGUCUGCUUCUGAACACUUGCAUGAACUAUUGCACUAGAUGCGUCCAGCGGCAGGUGGGGUAGAGCCUCGCAGGAUCUUCUUCUCUUGCUGCCUUUCUAUUUAAGAAGAAUCAGUACAAGUCACUGUAAAAGCCGUCACUCCUGAUCUGUUGAUGUUUUGCUGUCAGUCUGUUCCAUGACACACAAGCCACUGAGUGUUGCUGUCACUGUGUGUCGCCCUCCAAAAUGAUUCUUGUUUUGCUUGUCAAGCGUUGCCACGAGCGAAUGUCAAAUUGUGUCUGUUUGGCUCCACUUUUCUUUCCAGCCAUUAAAGCCAUUCCAGUUUUGUACACUUUGGUCUGACUGUUCGUGUUGACCAGAGAGAAGCGUGUGUUGUAAACAGGAGGAAAUGUUUAGACACAGCCAGAGAAGCCAGUUGCAUCAGGAUUCUUGUGGUUUUAGACACAAACUCUUGAUGGGUGAGUUCCAUGUCAUGUUUCUGCUGGAAAGUGUUCAUGAAACGUGUGUGUGUGGAGGUUCAUUUGAAGCGCGAGAAGUGGCAUAGUAGCAUCGACUAUUUCAGAAGGAAAGGGAAACAUUUUUUAUUUGUGUGUGUAUGUGCUCUGUGUUGUCAAUAAAAGUGACACGUCCUCAUCGGCUGGUGUUGCUUCCUUUCUCUGACCUGUGCGGAGGCUUCAGACUCUAAUCCGGAGAGUUUGGGAAGCCAGUGUCGUGGUGUGCACCACGUCAUCUACUCCAGUGAUU